GUGCUGUCGGGCUCCGCGCAGACGGAGGGCGAGGAGGAUCUGUUCGUCAGCGCGAUGGAGUCUCCAGAAGCGGCUCGUCUGUCUGCAGAAGACAUCAGCCCCGGCUCUAACGGACCCAAAGCCGAGCCCAUGCUGCUGGACGACGACCCCGACGACCUCUUCGCUGAAGCGACGGAGGAAGUGUCUCUGGACAGUCCAGAGCGUCAUCCGAUCCUGUCAGACGGCCCGUCUCCCGUCAUCACGCCUGUGACACCUGUGAUGAUCAGCUCCAGAGCAGACGUGUUCGACCGCUCGCCGGACCAGGAUGAAGAUGAAGAGGAAAACAGGGACACGUUUGACAUCCAGAUCUCGGUUUCUGACCCUGAGAAAGUUGGUGACGGCAUGAAUGCGUACAUGGUCUAUAAAGUGUUGACCAAAACCAGUCUGUCUAUAUUCAGCAGAGACGAGGUCUGCGUCAAGAGGCGCUUCAGUGAUUUUCUGGGUUUGCACAGUAAAUUAGCCUCCAAGUACAUGCACAUGGGCUACAUCGUUCCUCCUGCGCCUGAGAAGAGCAUUGUGGGAAUGACGAAGGUCAAAGUGGGGAAAGAGGAUCUGUCAUCAGUGGAGUUUGUAGAGAAGAGAAGAUCUGCUUUGGAAAGGUAUCUGCUGAGGACCGUCAAACACCCAGCGCUGCUCAAAGACACCGAUGUCCUGCAGUUUCUGGAGAGUUCAGAGGUACCGUUGCCGUUUCUGAUUAAGUGGUUUGAGGAGAAACAGCAGCAGUUUGACAAUCUGGACGUUCAGCUCAGAAAACUUCACGCUAGUGUGGAAUCACUGGUGUUUCACAGGAAGGAGUUGUCUGUGAACACGGCGUCGUUCGCUAAAAGCGCGGCUAUGCUGGGAAACUCGGAGGAUCAUGUUACUCUGCAGGAAUUCAUGACAGUUAUUGAUUCUUUUAAGCACGAAACAUUUCCAGCCUUUUUAAUUUCUGCGUUUUCCCCGUCACGCCCCACAAAGGAGAUCGAGGAGUGGGAAGGUAAAGUGCAGCAGGGUGAAAGAGAUUUUGAGCAGAUAUCAAAAAACAUCCGUCGAGAGGUUGGACGAUUCGAGAAAGACCGAGUGAAGGAUUUCAGAGUCGUCAUCAUUAAAUAUCUGGAGUCACUAGUUCACACACAGCAGCAGCUGAUAAAAUACUGGGAGGCGUUCUUACCUGAAGCCAAAGCGAUCGCGUAAUUCAUCAAACCGCCGUCUCUCUCUCUAUUCCACAGUAUGAUCAUGCAAGAAAAAGCUGCACAGACUUAAAGAUAACACUACAUUAAUAAACCCAGAAUCUGAAUGUCUUUGUACCUGUUUGGUGUCUGAAGAUCCAGCGAUCGUCUCUUCACGAUUCACAGCUCGUUCGUCUCAGAUUGAAUGUCGUAUUAGGCAAUGAUCCGACAGGGGAAGGCCUUCUGAAGCGAUUUCUGUUCUCCUUUCUCUCGUAUGUACAGAAUGAAGCAUUAUUCUCUCAUAAUCAGUAUUUAAGAGCAUCAAUAAUCGACGAGGCUUAGCUUGUGCAUGAUGGAUGAAUAUACAUAUGUAUAUUUUUUUAUUUUCCUUUGUAGCCUGAAAUUUUGGGACGUUUCUGUUGAUUCAUUGUUCUAACAAAUUUUUUAAUCACAAGUAUUUUUUACUCUACAUACCUGUGCAACCUUAAUAAAGGAAUGAAUCAGUAUCAGAACUGGACUUCAUGUUUUUGGCUUGUAGUUUCUGCACGCUAAAAACUAAAUUUUUGGCUCAAA
Sinocyclocheilus rhinocerous is the source of this 1760-nucleotide messenger RNA. RefSeq names its product sorting nexin-2-like. NCBI's taxonomy places the organism in Eukaryota, Metazoa, Chordata, Actinopteri, Cypriniformes, Cyprinidae. Gene Ontology annotation, cellular component: endosome membrane; endosome. The record is from RefSeq and is a predicted model, not a curated record. Gene Ontology annotation, molecular function: phosphatidylinositol binding. The transcript is spliced from 14 exons. Gene Ontology annotation, biological process: early endosome to Golgi transport. The annotation marks the transcript as partial.